AUGGACCUGCUCAAAUCCCUGACCAAGGAAAAAGUUGCGAGCAAUGUUAAACUCUUCACUGAGACGGAGAAAGUACUUCUCGGUCCAAGAAAUGUGGAUCAUUUGUUGGCACUGAUACUCAGUCCCGCCUCAAUAUUGGACUUUGAAGAAAAAGCACAAGGAUAUCAAUGUUUGCAAAACUUCUCUUGCAAACAAUAUUUUCCUUUACCACAACAUUUCAACGUGCAAGCACUUGCAGAGAAAGGCUGGAAAGAUUUGAAGAGAUUAAUUCAGAUGAUGGAGAAAGAGGAGGUUGCUGCUGAAAAGGAGCGCAAUGCCCUGUUGAACAUCCACACGUUGCAGGUUAAAAAGACAAAAGAAUCAAAGCAAAAGAAACCCCAAAAGUGA
Molecule: messenger RNA, 387 nt
Organism: Naegleria lovaniensis
Lineage: Eukaryota; Heterolobosea; Eutetramitea; Acrasida; Naegleriidae
Exons: 1
Coding region: 1-387 (128 amino acids)
Source: RefSeq, a predicted model, not a curated record